AUGGCGUCGGGCAGCGGGACUAAAAACCUGGACUUCCGUCGGAAGUGGGAUAAAGAUGAAUAUGAGAAACUUGCAGAGAAACGGCUCACGGAAGAGAGAGAGAAGAAAGAUGGCAAACCGGUUCAGCCUGUCAAGAGGGAACUUCUGCGGCACCGAGACUAUAAAGUGGAUCUGGAAUCCAAGCUGGGGAAAACCAUUGUCAUCACCAAAACUACCCCUCAGUCAGAGAUGGGAGGAUAUUACUGUAAUGUAUGUGACUGUGUGGUGAAAGACUCCAUCAACUUCUUGGAUCAUAUCAAUGGCAAAAAGCAUCAGAGGAAUCUGGGCAUGUCCAUGAGGGUGGAGCGCUCCACACUAGAUCAAGUGAAGAAACGCUUUGAAGUGAACAAGAAGAAAAUGGAGGAGAAACAAAAGGAUUAUGACUUUGAGGAGAGGAUGAAGGAGCUUAGAGAGGAGGAGGAAAAGGCCAAAGCCUAUAAGAAGGAAAAACAGAGAGAGAAGAAGAGAAGGGCAGAGGAAGACUUGACAUUUGAAGAGGAUGAUGAAAUGGCAGCUGUGAUGGGUUUCUCUGGCUUUGGCUCUACCAAGAAGACUCACUGAUCAGCUCUGGACUUUACCCUUUCUUGAUAAAGAUUGUUUAUACCCCCAGGACUCUGGAAAACUCUUUAAAGACUUGACAGAGAAUUUGUAUGUAAUUCUCCCACUAGAUGUUGGCUGGAGGAGUUGGGAAGCAAUUCCACGCUCAACCUGUGCUGCAGAACAAGCUCUGUCCCCAGUCAUUAGUGCCCUACUGCCUGCAGAGAUACCAUAACCUUAGCCUAGCUGGCAAACAUCUAAAUUCCAAAUGAAGAGACCUUUCAAUUAGACCUCUUCUCCACAAACUCCCCCGUCCCAUCCUGCAGUAAAUUCUGUGGAGUUCUCAUGGUUUCUGUCUCUGAUUCUUUUCAUCUUUUGUGAGGAGUCUGCAAGCUGAAUGUUUCUUCUGGAAACCCCAUUGGCCUUUAGCCACCUCAUCCUUUGUACUAGUCCUGGCUGCUUGUCACUCUGUGUUCUGUGGCCUUGUGUGUGUGUGCGCGCGCGGGGAAACAUUCUGUUGGGUACCUUUUAGUGUUAAACUAAUAAAAUUCUGUACAGAUGGUAUGGUUCAGGAAUUGCUUGUCCAGCUGAGAAAUGGGUACACUUUUUGUUUGCUUAAAAUACAGAGAAUUCUUUACAUUUUUUUAGAUGUGUAUCUAAAGGAAUUACACUGUAAUGAGUGUUAAAUAUGGAUAGUAUAGGUUGAAUUUUUAUUUCUUUUGUUGAGAAGAGCUUGAGGCUUUUUGGACACUGCAUUUGCUGAAACUUCUUUUUGUAUUUUAUCUGCAAUGGACUCUCUAUUUUAUUUUCACUGUUUUCCUUUGUGUUCAGUGGUGUAAUCAGAAUUUCUUUAGCGUAGGUAAGAAAUAUCUUUCUGGGAUUUACCUAGGAUAGAGCUAAAGGGAAAACAGCAGAGAAAUAUGUGGAAUUUGCCUAAAAUAAAUACAUUUUUGGAAACUAUCAGAUUGUUUUGUAGGGAAUCUUGUUUUAUUCUUUUUAAGUGAGGACUUGAGAACAGAACAGGUAAUGGCUUUCGAAGUGUGUGUUUGUUUGGUGUGUGGGUUUUCUUUUGUGUGUGGGGGGGCGGGAGAGGAAUUGUUGGGUAGGAAAUCCCAGACUGGAGUUUCUUGCCUCAGCUAUAAUAAAUGGACUCUAGUGUUUAAUGGCCAUUGUAGUAUGUCCCUAAAUAUUUCUUAUCUUAUUUGGGGCUUUUUCUUUCUGACCUUGCAUCUGGUUGGGGACCUGCUUUCUGAGCCACUUCAGGUCUCCUAUUCCCCAAAUCCUUUUCAUUGCUCCUUUUAUUUACUUCAAUCCAACCCUCUGUGACUCAUCUGCUUUUUCCAGUUAGGAGGAUUUACAUCUCAUGUCGCUGAUUUUCAUAGUGCCAUCCUUUUUAUAUUGAUGGGAUCAUUGUUCUUGCCGCUCUCUGUACCUUUGUGAAAUCUCAGACUCAAGGAAGGACUGCAGUGUAUUUAGCCUUCUCUUUCUAAUACACACAGAAUAAAUCCUGUAAUGCUU
Molecule: messenger RNA, 2094 nt
Organism: Terrapene triunguis (Three-toed box turtle)
Lineage: Eukaryota; Metazoa; Chordata; Testudines; Emydidae
Gene: ZMAT2
Product: zinc finger matrin-type 2
Exons: 6
Coding region: 1-600 (199 amino acids)
Biological process (GO): mRNA splicing, via spliceosome
Cellular component (GO): spliceosomal complex; U4/U6 x U5 tri-snRNP complex
Molecular function (GO): zinc ion binding; nucleic acid binding
Source: RefSeq, a predicted model, not a curated record